UACUGCCUGCAGGCAUACAUGAAACCUCUUUCCCUAUGCAAACAACUAAACUGUCCCAUCAUUAAGUCAUACAUGUUUAAAGCUACGAGGUCCUGAGAUAAUAAUUACAUGACUUCAGUUAAGACUUAAUCAAAUUGAUGCUUCAGAAGCGCUUAACCAUUAAUCUGUGUCUAUACAGCUCCAUGGCUAAAGGAAAGAGAGCUCGCAGAGCCAAAGGUACGAAGAUCACAUUGAAAAUGGCUAAAAAUGCUCUCAAUCUGAGCAACGUAGGCAUCGCCAUGCUUCCCAAAUGCCUUGUAAAGCGAAGAAACAAAGAGGAACUUGACCUGAGCCGAAACAAAAUGAAAAUAAUCUCAGAAUUCAUUGGCCAGCUCACUGGUCUGCGUUGGUUAGACCUACACAGAAACCAAAUCGAAGAACUGCCCGAAAGCAUUGGCCUCCUGGCAUCUCUGCUCUACCUCAACCUCUGUAACAACAACCUGGCCUCUGCUGGUUCAUUGCUUGAAAUAAGAAGUCUGAGAAACCUCCAGGUUCUCAACUUGGGCAUGAAUCCGGCCUUUCUCCCACUGGCCACCCUGACAAACCGGACAGAGUUGGGACUUUUUGAUAACUUGUUCACACAGAUACCAGAAUGCUUAAACGUGUUGCCCAACCUGAUGAAGCUGAACACCAAGGCAAAGACUCAGACUCUGUAAAGACAAUUGGAAAUCUGUUUUUGGUGAGAGAAGGAGAUUUGUGCCAUCCUUGUUUAGAGAGGUGCAGAAGGAAAAAGCUGUUCGAGGGGUCGCGGAAAAAGAAUAAUUUUUC
Messenger RNA from Carassius gibelio (silver crucian carp), 807 nucleotides. It is a transcript of the gene lrrc18a, whose product is annotated as leucine rich repeat containing 18a. Lineage: Eukaryota; Metazoa; Chordata; Actinopteri; Cypriniformes; Cyprinidae. Gene Ontology annotation, molecular function: protein binding. The record is from RefSeq and is a predicted model, not a curated record.